GCCGGCGCGCUUGCUGCGGAAAGGUAAAGCAGUGCUGGGAGCGUACUAGGGGUCAUGCCGCGGGGUCGUCUCUGCGCCUGCGCCCUGCCGGGAUGCUGAACCUCGCGGCGCUGCUGUGGCGCCGGCUCCUGCGCAAGCGCUGGGUGCUCGCCCUGGUUUUCGGGCUCUCGCUGGUUUACUUCCUUAGCAGUACCUUCAAGCAGGAAGAGAGGGCCGUAAGAGACCGGAACCUCCUCCAGGUUCAAGACCGGGAACAGCCCAUCCCUUGGAAGGUGCAGUUUAACCUAGGCAACAGCAGCCGACCCAGCAACCAGUGCCGGAACUCCGUUCAAGGGAAACACCUCAUCACCGACGAGCUGGGCUAUGUCUGCGAGAGGAAGGACCUGCUGGCGAACGGCUGUUGCGAUGUCAGUGUCCCCAGCGCGAAGCAGUACUGCUGUAAUGGGUGCCUGGCCAAUGGCUGCUGCGAAGCCUACGAGUACUGUGUCUCCUGCUGUCUGCAGCCCAGCAAGCAACUUCUCCUGGAGCGCUUCCUCAACCGGGCAGCCGUGGCCUUCCAGAACCUCUUCAUGGCAGUUGAGGACCACUUCGAGCUCUGCUUGGCCAAAUGCAGGACCUCAUCCCAGAGCGUGCAGCAUGAGAACACGUACCGUGACCCCAUAGCCAAGUACUGCUACGGAGAGAGCCCGCCUGAACUCUUCCCUGCGUGAGGCCUGACGGAGAGACACACCCAGAACCAGUCCGGUCCAGUGGGUAAUGAAGGAGAAAACCACACAAGGAUCCUUAGCCUUGGCCAUGUCUGUGGCUUUGAGUGUCUCCGGCUCCCUCACUGACCGCUGGAGCAGAUGGACAGAGCCGUUCUGUAGAGCAUGCUGGACCAGGUCCUGGCACCUCGCAGGGCCCUGGGACUGCUAUUCAGAGGCCGGUGCUCGCCUCUGUUUUGGUCCUGUGCUGUAGUUAUUUAUUGAUUUCAGAGUGGAGGAAGGCGCUGUGUUUUGUGCAGGACACCUUUGCCUUUCCAGAGGAGUACAGUGGAGGAGGUGACUGUAGCCCUCGGUUCCUGAGCGUCGUCCCAAGUGCAUGUGUGCUCCGGGAGUGUGGGUGUGUGCACUCAGUUCUGGUUCUGUUUUAACGUCUGACCAGUAAGCCUUGUAUCCACAUUCCCAACCUUCAAGGGUGCCUAAAGCCUGGGAGGUUCCGGACCACGCUGAGCCUGUGUAGAGCUGCCUUGGUGGGCUCACAGACUAAAAUGGUAGAUGAAUCCCUGGCUGACUCUCCCAGUGGAGUUGGCCGUCACUGUUUCUCCUCAGCCUCGGGCUGGGGAGCCUUUCCCUUGUCUGUCACAGAAGCCAGUAGGGACUGGCGAGUGUCUGCAUGAAUGAGUGCAGCAUCCGCUCACUCUUGGCUGCUCUCUGCCCCCGAUGGCGUUUAUAAGGAAAAGCCUCAGGUCUUACUCCAGCCAAGGCCAGCUUCACAUCCCCCAUCAGCGGGAGAUGAAUGUGCGAGCUGCAGUCUAGAGAGCUUCCCAAGGCAGGUCUGUGUCCAUAGUAACUGAAACGGAGGUUUUAAGCCUAAGGUCAAGACACCGCCAUCCUGUUUUAUCCCAUUAGCACACAUUUCCUCCCCAGACCUUUUGCCGACCCUUACAAUGGGCCAUGGUGUUGUGUGGUUUUGGUUCAGGUUGACCUGGGAUCUACUGUGAGUCUCAAGGUUUCCUAUCCGUGGCUUCGGGGAACCUUGUCUCACUGCUGUGUUUACCUCCAGGAUGGAAUUUCCCCCAGCUCCCUCCUGCUUCCUCUUGCUGUUCGCGUCGGAAUUGUAUUCUCUCAGCUCUACGGAAGGACAGACUGACGGGCGGUUGCUCUCUUGUUUUGUCUUGCCAUGCCGGGCUCGAGCCCAGGACUUUGUGUACGAUUGGCAAACUCACUGUUACGGAGCCACGGCCCUGGCCAGGGAAUCGAUGUCUAGUGUUAGAUCCCAGUGAUUCUUUUCUGUUUGCCCUGGACUUCUCGGUGUGUUGACUCAAACUUCACAAAAGAACUGGGUGAUCCUGCACGUUCUGG
Messenger RNA from Rattus rattus (black rat), 2063 nucleotides. RefSeq names its product chromosome 16 C12orf49 homolog (gene Spring1). The coding region runs from base 93 to 710 and encodes 205 amino acids. NCBI's taxonomy places the organism in Eukaryota, Metazoa, Chordata, Mammalia, Rodentia, Muridae. The record is from RefSeq and is a predicted model, not a curated record. The transcript is spliced from 5 exons. Gene Ontology annotation, biological process: positive regulation of SREBP signaling pathway.